Molecule: messenger RNA, 1882 nt
Organism: Neolamprologus brichardi
Lineage: Eukaryota; Metazoa; Chordata; Actinopteri; Cichliformes; Cichlidae
Source: RefSeq, a predicted model, not a curated record
AUAGAUAAGAGGGAGCGCGAGCUGAUCCACAAACGCUUCUCCGUCGAAGCUACAGCUGCGACAGGACCAUAUCCUACCGGAGGGGUUUUAACACUCAGUUGUUCGGAGCUAGCUUUGUAGCAAACGUGUGUGUGGCAUACGGUUCACAAACAUGUGGAAGGCAGCAGCUGGACAGUCAGUCAAUGUGUCUGUAGACGAUGGAGGCGACGACUGGGAGACUGACCCCGACUUUGAGAAUGAUGUGUCUGAGAAGGAGCAGCGCUGGGGAGCCAAGACGGUGGCUGGCUCAGGCCAUCAGGAGCACAUAGAUAUACACCGUCUGCGUGAGACUGUUUCUACGGAGCAUACCAAGCUGAAGCAGAAGGAGUUGGAGAACAUGCCCAAAGCCUCGCAUGGCUAUGGAGGGAAAUUUGGAGUGCAGCAAGAUCGAAUGGACAAGUCUGCUGUUGGACACGACUACCAGAGCAAACUGUCCAAGCACUGCUCCCAGGUUGACACCUCUAAGGGCUUUGGAGGGAAGUUUGGCGUGCAGGCUGACCGCGUUGACCAGUCAGCUGUUGGGUUUGAGUAUGCUGGAAAGACGGAGAAGCACGCGUCACAGAAAGACUACGCCACAGGGUUUGGGGGGCGAUACGGAGUGCAGGCUGAUCGAGUCGACCAGAGUGCCGUGGGCUUCGAUUACCAAGGCAAAACCGAGAAACACGAGUCCCAGAAAGAUUAUGCCAAGGGCUUUGGAGGCAAGUUUGGCGUUGAGAUGGACAAGGUGGACAAGAGUGCCGUGGGCUUCGAGUAUCAAGGCAAAACGGAGAGGCACGAAUCCCAGAAAGACUACGUGAAGGGCUUUGGGGGCAAAUUCGGUGUGCAGACUGACAGACAGGACAAAUCGGCUCUGGGAUGGGACCACCAGGAGAAACUGCAGCUCCACGAGUCCCAGAAAGAUUAUUCUAAAGGCUUUGGAGGGAAGUUUGGUGUCCAGAAUGAUCGCAUGGAUAAGAGCGCGAGCACAUUCGAGGAUGUGGAGAAGCUGACUCCAGCUUACCAGAAAACCAAACCUGUGGAGGCCGGUGCCAGCAGCACAGGAAGCAUCAAGGCCCGCUUUGAGAACAUCGCCAAGCAGAAUGAGGAGGAGGACAGAAAGAGGGCUGAGGAGGAGCGGCUGCGUCGUCAGGCCAAGGAGCAGCAAGAGCAGGAGGCAGCACGCCGCCAAAUUGAAGAGACUCCCAAAGCCCCGUCUCCUGUCCCUGCUGCAAGUCCCAGUCCGACCCCAAGCCCGACUCCAGCGGUUCAACCAGUUAGAAGCCACGGGAACACGGAGGAGGAGGAGGCCUACGACACCGCUGAGAAUGGAGGGCAGCUGUAUGAGGCAGAGCCACAGAGCCACUACACACCGCACGAUGAUCUGUACCAGACCCCCAAGGAGUCUGCAGCAGAAGACACGCAGCAGUACGACUACGGGGAGGACCUCGGGGUGACGGCUGUGGCCCUAUAUGACUAUCAAGGUAGAAGAAAACGUCUGGCUCCUGAAGCCGUCCCCAUCCUUCUGCACACUAUAAAGGAGGAACAGAGAGAUUUGGAGAUGCCUUCUACUGAUGUUCAUGCUCCAGUGCCUCUGCAAGACACACCCCCAUAUGAACAGGUCGUGGCAAUGUUUAACAAGCUGCUGGCAGAGAAGGAUGAGAAAAUCAAGGAUCUGAAAAGCAUCCUGCAGAGAGAGAGGGCCAGAAUGCGGCUGAUGAAGUUCCGUAUGAACAGCAAAAUCAGAGAACUGAAAAGAAAACUUGAACAGCAGCAGAACAGUAGCGGUGACCAAGAUGGCUGCGUUGACUUUGGACCUGAUACAACAAAGUGGACUAACCACUACCCACACCAGCAGAUGGCAUAG